AUGAAGUUCGAUCUUGCUACUGCUACCUUGGUCUUAGCUGCCAUCUCACAAGUUGCAGCUUCCCCCGCGUUAGCCACCCCCAUCGCCCCCACCGAGCUUACCACGAGAGAGUUGGACGUGGUCAACAAUGCCAUCGCCAACCUCAACCAAUUCAACGCCAAGAGAUCGGUGAUGACCAACGCCGAGUUCGCCAAGAGAGAAAACCAGAUCGUCACCGACGUGUUGGCAGCCAUCAAGGACACAAACUUGGCUCCCGGUAUCGUGACUUGGUUCAUCAACGAUCCAACAUUGUCUCAAAUCGCCACUAAUGUCAUCACUGAGGGUAUCAAACAGGGUUGGAUCAACGUGGGCACCUUGUUGAAGUCUUUGAAUGAUUCCGGGUUGGCGGUUGACGUUAUCCAUGACUUGAUCAACUACUGUCCUUUCUACGCCGAGAUCUUCAAGUUGGUGUUGCAGGAGUUGCAAAACUUGCCCGAGUUGAUUGGAAACUUGUUGGGUUUGAAUUCACAAUCGGUGAGCGAGGCAGUGGUCAAGUCCAAACGAGAAGCGUUCCAGGAGUUGGCUGCACAAAGAGACGAUUUCGACCCUACUGUCGUCUUGUACACUAGAGACGGCGAAGAAAUCUUGACUUCCUUGAUGGAGUCGCUUAAGAACUCCGGCUUGGCCAACCAAGUUGUUGAGGCCUUGGUUACCGAUGACGGUUUCUACUCGUGGGGUGCUUCCUUGAUUGAGUCCUUGUUUAAAAACAACGCCAUCACCUUGGGCCAAUUGGUUGACGACUUGAUCCAAUCUGGUUUGAUCCCCACCUUGAUUAAAAACUUUUUGAACUUCGACACUUUGAAAAGUGUCAUUGUCAAUGCCUUGGCGGCUGCCUUUGGUCAAUGUAAGGACACUCCAGCCACCUCGACAUUUGCCACCACCCCAACCGGUUCUCCUACUCCUACCGUCACCACUGGAACUGCCAACUUGAGCAGUUUGACUACCUUCACCGGCACUCCUACUGCCACUGGUCCAAACACAUUGGUCACUGCCACCACCACAGGCAAGACUUCAUGCAAGAAGAAGAGAAGAUCAUACUAA
Lodderomyces beijingensis is the source of this 1080-nucleotide messenger RNA. NCBI's taxonomy places the organism in Eukaryota, Fungi, Ascomycota, Pichiomycetes, Serinales, Debaryomycetaceae. The record is from the annotation of a GenBank genome assembly.